UUUACAAUACAAUAAAUUUAAUAUAGUACUCUUUAUAGACUGUUUCACCUUUUAUUUCUUAAUUUUGCUUCGUAGUUCCGUUUCCCGUCACUUCUUCCGUACCCGCUGCUAAAUAUCCCCUAUUGCGUCCAUGCUUCUGUCGAGUCCUUAAUCUUCUCUAGUGAGAUAUCCCUACACACACAAGAUGGGUAAGGAGGACAAGACUACCUGGAAGUCAAACUACUUCACGAAGUUGAUUCAAUUGUUGGAUGACUACCCAAAAUGCUUCAUCGUGGGCGCAGACAAUGUCGGCUCCAAGCAGAUGCAACAGAUCCGAAUGAGUCUCCGAGGCACUGCUGUCGUACUCAUGGGAAAGAACACUAUGAUGCGUAAGGCCAUCCGAGGGCACAUUGAGCGGAACCAAGCCCUAGAAAAGCUCCUCCCUCACAUCCGAGGCAAUGUCGGGUUUGUGUUCACACGUGGGGACCUCGUCGAGGUGCGUGACAAGCUGCUGGAGAACAAGGUGCGAGCACCGGCCAGGAACGGUGCCAUCGCUCCAUGCCCUGUCAUCAUCCCCGCACAGAACACCGGACUCGGACCAGAGAAGACCUCCUUCUUCCAGGCCCUCUCGAUCCCCACCAAGAUCUCCAAGGGGACAAUUGAAAUUAUUAACGAUGUGCACAUCUUGAAAGAGGGAGACAAGGUGGGUGCCAGCGAGGCCACGUUGCUCAACAUGUUGAACAUCUCUCCCUUCUCGUAUGGUCUCCUGGUGGAGAUGGUCUACGACUCCGGGACCGUCUUCGAGCCCAAGAUCCUGGAUAUCAAGCCGGAAGACCUACGUGUCAAGUUUAUGGAGGGUGUCAGCAGACUGGCCGCAGUAUGUCUGUCCAUCGGCUACCCCACCAUCGCCUCCGCUCCCCACUCUCUGGUCAACGGCUUCAAGAAUCUGUUGGCAGUCGCAGCUGUCACUGAUAUCGAGUUCAAGGAGGCCACCACCGUUAAGGAGUUCUUGAAGGACCCAUCCAAGUUUGCUGCGCUGGCUGCAGCUCCGGCUGCGGCUGCAGCUGCCCCAGCUGCUGCUGCCAAGAAGGAAGAGGCAAAGAAGGAGGAGAGUGAGAAUGAGUCUGACGAUGACAUGGGCUUCGGGCUAUUCGACUAAGAAUCUGUUUAGAGCCUGACGUCAAUAAAAUGUUUUAAAAC
Homalodisca vitripennis (glassy-winged sharpshooter) is the source of this 1179-nucleotide messenger RNA. It is a transcript of the gene RpLP0, whose product is annotated as 60S acidic ribosomal protein P0. Bases 185 to 1138 code for a protein of 317 amino acids. Gene Ontology annotation, molecular function: large ribosomal subunit rRNA binding; structural constituent of ribosome. NCBI's taxonomy places the organism in Eukaryota, Metazoa, Arthropoda, Insecta, Hemiptera, Cicadellidae. Gene Ontology annotation, biological process: ribosomal large subunit assembly; ribosome biogenesis; cytoplasmic translation. Gene Ontology annotation, cellular component: cytosolic large ribosomal subunit. The transcript is spliced from 7 exons. The record is from RefSeq and is a predicted model, not a curated record.